This is a messenger RNA of Salvelinus fontinalis (brook trout), 6893 nucleotides long. Its product is annotated as histone-lysine N-methyltransferase SETD2-like. NCBI's taxonomy places the organism in Eukaryota, Metazoa, Chordata, Actinopteri, Salmoniformes, Salmonidae. The transcript is spliced from 18 exons. Gene Ontology annotation, biological process: regulation of DNA-templated transcription. Gene Ontology annotation, molecular function: protein binding; histone H3K36 methyltransferase activity. Gene Ontology annotation, cellular component: chromosome. Bases 76 to 4476 code for a protein of 1466 amino acids. The record is from RefSeq and is a predicted model, not a curated record.
AAAUGUAAUGUCCUUGUCUUUUGCAGCUCAUCACGCUGCCUGAAUGAAGGCUACUGCUCCAACCGUCGCUUCCAGAUGAAACAGCAUGCAGACUUUGAGGUCAUCCUGACUGAAGAUAAGGGCUGGGGACUGAGGGCGGCCAGGGACCUGAUAUCAAACACUUUUGUGCUGGAGUACUGCGGAGAGGUGUUGGACCACAAGGAGUUCAAGACGCGGGUGAAAAAAUACGCUAGCAUGAAGAACAUCCACUACUAUUUCAUGGCCUUGAAGAAUAACGAGAUCAUAGACGCCACACUGAAGGGGAACUGCUCUCGCUUCAUGAACCACAGCUGUGAGCCCAACUGUGAGACCCAGAAGUGGACUGUGAACGGCCAGCUGAGAGUUGGGUUCUUCACCUCCAGGACCGUCACAGCUGGUACAGAGCUUACCUUCGAUUACCAGUUCCAGAGAUAUGGGAAAGAGGCCCAGAAGUGCUUCUGCGGGGCUCCCAGCUGCCGAGGCUUCCUGGGCGGGGAGAACAGGGUCAGUGUAAGAGCAGCGGCAGGGAAGAUGAAGAAAGAGCGCCCUCGCAAGAAGGACACCUCCGUGAGCAAUGCACUCACUACGGUGGACGAGGAACUAGAGGCUCUGCUGGAGAACGGGGAGGGUUUGUACGAUGAGAAGGAGGUGGUGUCUCUCUGCAGGCUGAUGGUCAGAGUGGAGACCAUGGAGCAGAAACUCAUCUGCCUCAAACUUAUCCAAGAUACCCAGAGCCCAUCCUGUCUGAAGCAGUUCCUGGACCAUCACGGUCUGUCUCUACUGUGGAUCUUCAUGGUGGAGCUCUCUGAAGCCAAGGGCAACAGUGUCAACAACAUCAAACUGCAGUUUCAGAUCAUGAAGACCCUGUCAGUGCUGCCUAUCUCCACUAAGAACAUGUUGGAGGAGAGUCAUGUCCUGAGCCUCAUCCAGCGCUGGGCCCAAACGCAUACACACUCCCUCCCCCAGGCCCCCGGGGCCGAACAGGAUGGCUACUUCAGUGAGAACACGUCCCUCCCCCAGGCCCCCGGGGCCGAACAGGACGGCUACUCCAGUGAGAACACGCCCCUCCCCCAGCCCCCCGGGGCAGAACAGGACGGCUACUCCAGUGAGAACACGCCCCUGCCCCAGCCCCCCGGGGCCGAACAGGACGGCUACUCCAGUGAGAACACGCCCCUCCCCCAGCCCCCCGGGGCCGAACAGGACGGCUACUCCAGUGAGAACACGCCCCUCCCCCAGCCCCCCGGGGCCGAACAGGACGGCUACUCCAGUGAGAACAUGUCCCGCGCCCAGACCCCUCUCAACACUCCCGACGGCUUCUCUGCCUCCGUCGCCAAACUGGGCACUGAGUUGGACAGCGACACUCCCAAACGGGCCGUUUACCGUCGCCUCAAGAUCAGCGAGAACAGCCUGGACAGCGCCAUGUCGGACGCCAGCAAGGCCUCGGACGGUAAGGAGGAGGAUGAGGAGAUGGAGGACGAGGAGGUCUCACGAUCUGAGCCUCCAGUGGAGAGCAGCAAACAGUCCAAGACAGAGCUGGUGGUUGAGGCCCAGGCACAGACUCCCACAACGGAGGAGCCAACAGAAGGGCCAGUCACAGAGCUGGUGGUUGAGGCCCAGGCUCAGACUCCCACAACGGAGGAGCCGACAGAAGAGCCAGUCACAGAGCUGGUGGUUGAGGCCCAGGCUCAGACUCCCACAACGGAAGAGCCGACAGAAGAGCCAGUCACAGAGAUGGUGGUUGAGGCCCAGGCUCAGACUCCCACAACGGAGGAGCCGACAGAAGGGCCAGUCACAGAGCUGGUGGUUGAGGCCCAGGCUCAGACUCCCACAACGGAGGAGCCGACAGAAGAGCCAGUCACAGAGCUGGUGGUUCAGGCUCAGGCUCAGACUCCCACAACGGAGGAGCCGACAGAAGAGCCAGUCACAGAGCUGAAGGAAACACCAGAGGAGGUGGUGGAGACCAUGGAGAUCACAGAACCCGAAGCUGAGAGCCAGCUCUGUCUUAAAGAUCAGGAGGAGGUGAAUGAGAAGGGCGGUGACGAGGAGGUGAAAGACGAGUGGAGUGAGGGGCAGAAGGAGCAGCAGCAGGCAAGUCAGUCAGCGGAGGAGAGGGAGGUUGUGGCAGGAGAGCAGGACAACGUGGAGGUCCAGGAAUCAUCACAUAUUCAGCCAGUUCAGACGGAAGUUACUGAGACCCCUUCAGAGGAGCAGCCUGCUGAGGAGAAGGAAGAGGACACCACCACAGCAGAGACUGGGACUGAAGAUACAGAAAAGGCUCUAGGCAGCCAGGAACAUCCAGGCCAGGUGGCCCCUGAGGGUCCCCCGGAGGUGGCCCCUGGCACUGAGGACGCUGCCCAGGUAGUGACCCCUGCCUCGGAGGCCCCUCCACCUCCCUCUCCGGUGGUCCCCGUGGAGCCUGUGGCGGUGGGGACACCCUCGCAGGAUGAGGAGGAGGGUGUGUCUGAUGUAGAGAGCGAGAGGAGCCAGGAAGCCCUGCUCAGUGCUGUGGAUAUAGGAGACAUGGCUGCUAGGCUGCUGGACAGCUGGAAGGACCUGAAGGAGGUGUACAGGAUCCCCAAGAAGAGCCAGGUGGAGAAGGAGAUACACGAUCGUAGUCGAGACCGAGACGCUGCCCCGGCUCGCACCCCCUCCGGCAGCCGAGAACGGGAACGGGAACGUGAGAGGGAGCGGGACAAGGAGAGGGACAGGGAACGAGAUCGAGAGAGAGAACGGGACAGGGAGCGUGACCGGGAGCGUGACAGAGAAAGGGACAGGGAUUGGGAGAGAGACCGGGAUAGAGAGAGAGAUAGAGAGAGAGACUGGGACAGAGACUCUGAGAAGACACCCCGCAGCACAGAGAGACGGAGGAGACGUGCCUCCACCUCCCCACCGCCCUCAGCAUACGAGAGGAGCAGCAGGCGACAUGAGGACCGGUUUGACCUGGCUAACAGCAGUAAGAAGACCCGUUCCAUCACCAAGGAACGCACCAAGCUGUCCACAGAGGAGCGCAGGAAGCUGUUUGAACAGGAGGUGGCCCAGCGCGAGGUCCAGAAACAACAACAACAGUUACAACAACAACAUCAACAACAGUUACAACAACAUCAACAACAGUUACAACAACAUCAACAACAACAGCGGCAGCAGCAGCUCCAGACUCUAGCCUACGAUGCAGCCCUGACCUACACUACCAGCCCAGCUGGCUUCAUCCACUACCCCCCUGGCUACCCCCUCCAGACCUACGUGGACCCCGUCAACCCCAACGCAGGCAAGGUGCUGCUGCCAACCCCUCCCGUGGAGCCCCUGAUCCCAGCCACCCUGGUCUUGGAGCAGACCCCUCCCCAGGCUCUGAUCACCGAGCUGGGCAUGACCUCUCCCUCCUCUACCUCCCAGCCCCCUCCAGUCUCCAGCCUCUCCAGCAUCUCCCAACACAUCCACCAACCCACUAUUCCUCUGGAGCUCCACCACGGCACCGCCCAGCAGUAUGCCCAGCAGCCCAGCGGGGCAGGCCAGGACCCGGGGGUGUCGGCGGGCCAGGGGAGUUACACCACGCUGUGGGACCCUACCACCCAGCAGGCUGUGACAGUACAGACCCAGGUAGCACCACAGUACCAGGUUGUCCCAGCACCACCUCCCACCCAGACAGCCAUCUACUACCAGGGCCAGCCCUGUCAGACCAUCUACAGUAUCCCCACUGCCUAUCCACAGGCUAACACACCUGUCCUGCAGACCUAUGCUGAUCCGGCUGCCAACUACCUCCGUGGUCAGCCGGUGUACACGGGUCACCAGCAAGGAGUGGUGGUUCAGCAGGGGGGUACGGUCACUACCAUCGUCACCUCACAGACUGUCCAGCAGGAGAUGCCCAACACUCUGUUAGUCCCCAACAGUAUGAUAGACCUGCCCCCUCCCUCUCCUCCCAAACCCAAAACCAUCGUCCUGCCCCCCAGCUGGAAGGUAGCACGGGACGGAGAGGGAAAGAUCUACUAUUAUCACGUCAUCACCAGACAGACUCAGUGGGAUCCUCCAAGCAGCUGGGACGGGGCCAGUGAAGACUCUCACAGCUUAGACCACGAGGCUGAGAUGGACCUGGGGACGCCCACCUACGACGAGAACCCCUCCAAGUUCUCUACUAAGACAGCAGAGGCAGACACAUCCAGUGAACUGGCCAAGAGGAGCAAGGAGACGUUCCGGAAAGAGAUGUCCCAGUUCAUUGUGACCUGCUUGAAUCCCUUCCGGAAACCAGACUGCAAACUGGGACGCAUUGUCAACACUGAGGAUUUCAAACACCUUGCCAGAAAGCUAACUCACGGCGUCAUGAACAAGGAGCUGAAGUCCUGCAAGAACCCAGAGGACCUGGAGUGCAACGAAAACGUCAAGCACAAGACCAAGGAGUACAUCAAGAAAUACAUGCAGAAGUUUGGCAACAUCUACCGGCCCAAAGAGGACACUGAGCUGGACUAACACUGCGUCUGACUGGAGGAACACAACAGGGAUCAAGACUUGAAAAUAUGAUUAGGCUACAGUUGUUUGGGGCCCACAAACGGUGAAAGGAGACACACUGAAACCCAGAUUAAAGUCAAGUCAUGCUGGGAAACUGAACUGUGGAGGUGGGAUCGCUCCAGACACAUAUUUAUGAGGAGGACAUGUUUAUGUUGACUAAGACUGUGUCUUAAACUGAUGCCUUGAAGGCUUGCCGCCGGGCCCACUGACUAAUGGGAGGGGACUAGUGGGAGGGGGGUGAGAAUCAUGGCGAGGAGGGAGGUGUCUCCCAAGGGGCAGAGGCUCCAGGUGAAGUGUCCACAGAGAAGUGUGCGACACCUAGGCUGCGUCUCAACUAGCACCCUAUUCUCUGUGCCCUAUGUAGGGAAUAGGGUGCUGUUUGGCACUCAGACCCAGAGAGGGGUGCUACAUUAACCUAUAGUGUCACUAUCGUGUUAGCUUUCUACAUUUUUUUCUUACCUAACUAACAAUGUUUUCAAAUCUUAUUUACAUAUUCUCUCUAGAACUCUUCCUCCCCUGUCUGAAAAGGAUUCAUGAAAGAGUUGGACAUACCAUAAUUUUAAAUUGCUCUUCAAUGUUUUUCCACUGUUGGGAUGUUGCUGUAUGAAGUCCGGCAGUGGUAAUUAACUGGUCUAAAUGGAUCAGUGUAAAGAAAGAGAAAAUCUCCGUUUGUCCAUAUGACUGGCUUUCCUCUGGUGCGCCCGCACGCCACACCCCCCAAGCCAACCAUUGACUUGACUAGGGUAUCUGGUGCUGCUUUUGGCUGGGCUGUGAUAGUCCAAGCUUUCUACUCUCCAAGCCCUCCCUGCCUUCAGACCACAAUCCUCCGGAGCCUCUGUUAUAUGGAGGCUGGGUUCGGAUGGAGGCUGGGUUCGGAUGGAGGCUAGUUUCGGAUGGAGGCUGGGUUCGGUUCGGAUGGAGGCUGGGUUCGGUUCGGAUGGAGGCUCGGUUCGGUUCGGGUGGAGGCUGGGUUCGGUUCGGGUGGAGGCUGGGUUCGGUUCGGGUGGAGGCUGGGUUCGGUUCGGGUGGAGGCUGGGUUCGGUUCGGAUGGAGGCUGGGUUCGGUUCGGAUGGAGGCUGGAUUCGGUUCGGGUGGAGGCUGGAUUCGGUUCGGGUGGAGGCUGGGUUCGGUUCGGGUGGAGGCUGGGUUCGGUUCGGAUGGAGGCUGGGUUCGGAUGGAGGCUGGGUUCGGUUCUAUCGUUCUGACUGGUGUCCUUAUGGGAAUUCCUCCAUGACUGCUUACCAAAUAGCACCCUAUUUCCUAUAUAGAGCACUACUUUAGACCAGGGCCCAUAGGGGAAUCCCAGAGUGCACUACUUUAGACGAGAGCUCUAUAUAGGGAAUAGUGUUCGUUUGGGACAUAGUCCAUGUUCCAAUGCUCCCUCCCUGAGUAAAUAUUUUUAUUUUUUACAAAAAUGUAAGAAUGAACUUUAUUAUGGAGCUUGUUCUCUUCAGUCCGCCUACUCAGACAGACGGACGGACAGACGGACAGACUUCAAGAGGACUUAGUGGUGAAUAAGGAACAGCAGGGGACGGGGUUACUGAUCAAUGUUUUUGUCUUUAAUUAACUUGUACUAUGAAGUGAACAGGAUUUGGAUGCUAUCAGACACAUGAUGCGUAUGUGUCAGUCAGUCUGUCCCUCGUUCUGUUUCAACUACCCCCCCCCCCCUCCUCCACAAUGGGGUGUAGCGUUGUAAUUUUAACUCUAUUUCACAUUGUUUUACUAUUAUAAUUCCUUUAGACGGGCAUCACAGAGGCGCCUGUGCUGUCGUCUUGUUGCUACACAAGCUGUUUUACUCCUUAGUCUCCGGGGUAACAAGGUUUGUGUCCUGUCGUCAGGGUUACCGGUUCAUAGGCUUGGGGGUCGUUGAUCAUUUAGGUAACUCUCACACCACCAUUUAAAUUGCAUUAAAACCAUGUUCAAACACACACAUGUAUUAUAGUGCUUUAUAUGUGAAUAUAUUGAGAAAUAGUUUGAGAAUGUUUAGGUAAGCAGAGUCUUUGUAAAAGGAUGGACUGUUGGUCCGUGAUACACUUGGCUAUUGACAGGUUAUAAGUAUACCAAACACAGGUGAAUGAAGGGGGGGAGUGUUGAAGUGAGUUCCCCUGUCUGCUCCAGCAGCUCAACUCAACACCCCCUUCCUCUGUAAACUAAAGCCAGGAUUCCACCCAUUCACAGACUCUUGUUUGAAUAUUAUUUUGGUGGUGGGGGUUGCAGCAUUUUUCUGUUUUGUUUGUUUUGAGACAGAUUAUUAUUAUUUUUUUUGGUAUGUACAAAAUGAGUUUCACCCCAACUCUACUGUAAGUACUGUGCAAGCACAUUGUCAUACUGAGUGUACAAACAUUUUAAAAGAAAAAUAAAGUUUUUGUAAAAAUGUG